This is a messenger RNA of Thermothielavioides terrestris NRRL 8126, 1781 nucleotides long. RefSeq lists its product as uncharacterized. The transcript has 9 exons. Lineage: Eukaryota; Fungi; Ascomycota; Sordariomycetes; Sordariales; Chaetomiaceae. Gene Ontology annotation, molecular function: ATP binding; ATP hydrolysis activity; proton-transporting ATP synthase activity, rotational mechanism. The record is from RefSeq and is a predicted model, not a curated record. Bases 85 to 1644 code for a protein of 519 amino acids. Gene Ontology annotation, biological process: proton motive force-driven mitochondrial ATP synthesis; proton transmembrane transport.
GAACCCGUUUUCUUCCUCCCCCGAAGCCCAUCUUUCCUCACUGUCAUCCACCGUCCCAAAAGUCCGCCCUUAAUCAUCGUCACGAUGCUCAAGAGCGGCAUUUCCGCCUUCGCCCGGACAGCCCGUCCUUCGUUCGCGGCGGCCGCUCGUCGCGCGGCUCGCCCGGCCAGCCUCAACAUCAGGGCCCCGGCCUUCAGCAGGUUCGCCAGCACUGCCGGUGUUGGUGACGGCAAGAUCUACCAGGUCAUCGGUGCCGUCGUCGAUGUCAAGUUCGACACCGACAAGCUCCCCCCCAUUCUCAACGCCCUCGAGACCGACAACAAUGGCCAGAAGCUCGUGCUCGAGGUUGCGCAACAUCUCGGCGAGAACGUCGUGAGGUGCAUUGCCAUGGACGGUACUGAGGGUCUGGUUCGUGGCGCCAAGGCUACCGAUACCGGUGCUCCCAUCACCAUCCCCGUCGGCCCUGCCACUCUCGGCCGUAUCAUGAACGUCACCGGUGACCCGAUCGACGAGCGGGGACCCAUCAAGUCUGACAAGAGGCUGCCUAUCCACGCCGAGGCUCCCGCGUUCACUGACCAGUCGACGACGGCUGAAAUUCUGGUUACCGGUAUCAAAGUCGUCGACCUGCUCGCCCCCUAUGCCCGUGGUGGAAAGAUUGGUCUCUUCGGUGGUGCCGGUGUCGGCAAGACCGUGUUCAUCCAGGAGCUCAUCAACAACAUUGCCAAGGCCCACGGUGGUUAUUCCGUCUUCACCGGCGUCGGCGAGCGUACCCGUGAGGGUAACGACCUGUACCACGAAAUGCAGCAGACCUCCGUCAUUCAGCUCGACGGCGACUCCAAGGUCGCCCUUGUCUUCGGCCAGAUGAACGAGCCCCCCGGAGCUCGUGCCCGUGUCGCUCUGACGGGUCUUACUAUCGCCGAAUACUUCCGGGACGUGGAAGGCCAGGACGUGCUUCUCUUCAUUGACAACAUCUUCCGUUUCACCCAGGCCGGUUCUGAGGUGUCUGCCCUUCUCGGUCGUAUCCCCUCUGCCGUCGGUUACCAGCCCACUCUCGCCGUCGACAUGGGUGGUAUGCAGGAGCGUAUCACCACCACCAAGAAGGGCUCUAUUACCUCCGUCCAGGCCGUCUACGUGCCCGCUGACGAUCUGACGGAUCCUGCGCCCGCCACCACCUUCGCCCACUUGGACGCCACCACUGUGUUGUCCCGUGGUAUUUCCGAGCUGGGUAUCUACCCCGCCGUCGACCCUCUCGACUCCAAGUCCCGUAUGCUGGACCCCCGUAUCGUCGGCCAGGAGCACUACGAGGUUGCCACGCGCGUCCAGCAGAUCCUCCAGGAGUACAAGUCGCUGCAGGAUAUCAUUGCCAUUCUCGGCAUGGACGAGCUGUCGGAAGCCGACAAGCUCACGGUCGAGCGCGCCCGUAAGAUCCAGCGUUUCCUGAGCCAGCCGUUCACGGUCGCCCAGGUCUUCACUGGUAUCGAGGGCAAGCUCGUCGAUCUCAAGGACACCAUCGCCUCGUUCAAGGCGAUCCUGAACGGCGAGGGCGAUGACCUGCCCGAGGGUGCUUUCUACAUGGUGGGCGACUUCGCGUCGGCGCGGGAGAAGGGUGAGAAGAUUCUGGCCGAGCUCGAGAAGAGCUCUUAAUCGGAGCGCACGUGGAAGGCGGGGGCCGGUGCGUCUGUAAAAUCGGGAAGGAAUCGGCAACCUGUGUUUGUGUAUAGAAGCGAAACGGUUUCCGGGGAGUUCCCUCUAGCUCAGUCAGGCUUUCCUUUGUGAGCUGU